AUGUCGGUGAACGUAUUUACGAUUUUAUUCUGUAUCUCGAUAGUCUGCAUCAUAAUUACGACAAUAGUGAGCCACAAGAGAAUGACCGAUAUCGCAAUGGAAGAACACCACUUAUCCUCGACGCAGUCGCUCUACAACUUCACGCGCAAAGGGAAACCUGUUACACAUAGUCACUUAGACCUCACACAUAGAGAAUUUCUCGACUUGCUUCAAAACGAACAUUUCCAGGAUAAAUUCGAGAAGAUACUUAUUGAAUCUCCAUUUUCAGCGUACAGAAUGGAGACCCCUGCACUAUCAUCGUCUUCUGCAGAGAACGUCUUUGGAAUGAUUCUUAUCAAAGCUGAUCACUUGGCCUCUGCAACGCCUGAUACAGUCUCUUUCCGAGAGCAUUGGAAAAAGUGUGAUGAGACGAGUCUCAUUUGCGCAUUUCCAAAUUUAGGUGGUGAUUCGCUCCUCGUCUGUCCAGUCCCGCCGAGAACUACGGAAGGAAGUUUCGAUUUUCAAAAUGCCAAAUCGUUUGUGUCUAUCGCACAGUUUUUCCGAAAAGCGAGCGUAGACUAUCGGAGAGCAUUCUUGAAACGCUGGAGUUCUCACGGACAAGCAGCGGCUAAAAAGUCCUCAAAGACGUACAUAUCGACAGAGGGAUCGGGAGUGAGCUGGCUUCACCUACGAUUUGAUCCUUACCCAAAAUACUACUCCUCAGUUUACCGCUCCUCGUGA
This is a messenger RNA of Oikopleura dioica, 720 nucleotides long. The record is from the annotation of a GenBank genome assembly. NCBI's taxonomy places the organism in Eukaryota, Metazoa, Chordata, Appendicularia, Copelata, Oikopleuridae.